AUGACGCAAACACGUUCACAGAAGGAUUUGGAAGAACAAAGGCGUUCUGGUGAGAUGUCAGUGGGACGAUUGGACGUAGAGUCAAGAAUCUCCGACAUGGAAUCGAAGUUCUCCGAUCGUAGUCAACAGAUAAACGAAAUGCAGUGCUCAAUUGCAGCGAUUCAAGGUUCCAUGCUUCAAAUGAAUGCUCAAUUCAAGGAGUUUAUGGUUUCAUUUAACGGCAAGGAAGGGAUUAUGGGGAUUUCAGCGACUGACAAAUCUAAAGCUCCGAUGACAACUCCGGUAGUGGAAACACUGGUCGAUUCUCCGGCGACAGUUCACACUGAGGAUGAUGAUGUUUUGGAAAAAGGAACUGAAUCAUUGAAUGUGCCAGAGUUUACAGUUGAUGAAGGGAUUGAUUUGAAUGAUUUAACUAUAGAAGAAGGUUCUCUACAUGUUCAGUCGGGUGACAAUGUUAAACAGACCAUUGUCAUUUUGGGAAAGAUUGAUAGGAGGGUGAUCAAAAUCUUGAUUGAUUCUGGAAGCACAUAUAGCUUUGUAGAUGUAGCUUUGGUUCAUGAAUAG
Molecule: messenger RNA, 564 nt
Organism: Oldenlandia corymbosa var. corymbosa
Lineage: Eukaryota; Viridiplantae; Streptophyta; Magnoliopsida; Gentianales; Rubiaceae
Source: the annotation of a GenBank genome assembly